Molecule: messenger RNA, 321 nt
Organism: Cyclocybe aegerita
Lineage: Eukaryota; Fungi; Basidiomycota; Agaricomycetes; Agaricales; Hemipholiotaceae
Source: the annotation of a GenBank genome assembly
AUGUCUCCUGACACCACUGGAGUCCGUAACCAGUCUCAUUAUUUGUUCUCGGGACGACAGUCAUUUAGAGACUUAGAUCGUAGCCAUUGGCCAACAACCUUCUACGACACCGCCCCACCUUCACUGUUAAUCCGGUGGGUCUUGUGGUAUCAUGACUAUUACCCACUCAAGCGAUACUUCGCCAACGAAUUGGAGAGGGGAUGGAGUCGGAGGUGCUGGUCUGCGACCUUCAGACUUUCAAAACGGCGUAUCUCCCCUUCGCACCACAACAAUGCGACGUUUAAGCGUGCCUUGAACAUCUUGCAGCAGCCCGAGUCUUGA